ACUCGUACCUUAAUAAAUAACAAACAUCACCAGAUGAUCUUAUGACUUAUUCCAACUGAGGAAAUAUUUGUCGAAAGAUCAUGGAAGCUUUUCCCUUUAUGUUUGAUGCGAUUCGUUAGAAAUUAGGUACCGAACCGUUGAUUAAAUAAUACAUUAAACUUACUAUUAUUCCGAACAACCCUCUUUCCUGAUAAAGAAUUGACUGACAGAGCAGCAGGCAAUUAUAAGAAUAUUAAAUAGCAGUUCGAUGAAGACUUUUAUUUGUUCAGAUUUGACAUAAAAAAGUAUAAAAACUCGAGAAAGCAAGAAAAUAAAUCAUAAUCAUCUUCUCAUCUCUAAUCAACAAGUUCAUCAGAAAAAAAACAAAAUGAAUCGUAUUUUUGGUUUUUUUACAUUAAUUUGUGUUGCAAUAACAACAACUCAGUAUGCCGAAGUAAACGCUUUACCUGCCCCAAUGGAUCCUGGACGAUUGGGCAUGACAAUGACAAUGGAUGCUGGUAAACUAAUGCGAAGCGUAACUGAGAUGGAAUUCGAUGGACCCAACCAAGACAACAAACCUGAGGAUGACGAUACCGAAGACUUUGAUGAGCCCGAUUCGGAUCCAUCUAAUGAAGAACAAACCGUAGAAUCAGAAGAAAAUGGAAACAGAGCAGGACAAACCGCAAAAUCAACAUCAACUAGUUCAUCUACUGCUGCUGACUCAAGUUCAUCAGAUUCAUCAGGUUCACAGGAUGGCUCAUCGGGAAACGGAGAGGAUGCUUCAUCAUCAUCAACAAAUAAUGCUGCCGGUGCCGCUUCUUCUUCAGCAUCAUCUGCUGGUAAAGGACAAAACAAUGGAUCAAGACCAUCUAACAACGGACAAUCAUCAUCAGAAUCAGCAGGAUCAGGAUCAUCGGCGACUGCUUCAUCUACUGCUGCUACUGGCUCAUCAGGUUCAUCAAGUUCAGAUAACGGUUCAUCAGGCGAAGUGAACAACAGUCAAUCAUCAUCAAGAUCAUCAAGACCAUCAGGACCAGAAUCAACAGCUGCUGUUUCCUCUGCUGCUUCAUCCAAUGCUGGCUCAGAAUCUUCAGAAACAAGACCAUCUACUGGUAAGAGACAAAACAAUGGAUCAGGAGCAUCUAACAACGGUCAAUCAUCAUCAGGAUCAUCAGGAACAGGAUCAUCAGCUGGUUCAUCAUCAUCUGCUGCUGCUGCUUCAUCUGCUGCUGCUGCUGGCUCAGGUUCAUCAGGUUCAGGAAAUGGUUCAGAUAACGGUUCAUCAGGCAAAGGAAACAAUGCUUCAUCAUCAUCAUCAACAACAUCAUCAGGCAACGCAAAUGACUCUGCUGCUGCUACUGCUGCUAAUGCUGCUGCUGCUUCAGCUGCCGCUGCUUCUGCCGCUGCCGCUGCUGCUGGUUCUUCAGGAUCAUCUACUGGUAAAGGACAAAACAAUGGAUCAGGAGCAUCUAACAACGGUCAAUCAUCAUCAGGAUCAUCAGGAACAGGAUCAUCAGCUGGUUCAUCAUCAUCUGCUGCUGCUUCAUCUGCUGCUGCUGCUGGCUCAGGUUCAUCAGGUUCAGGAAAUGGUUCAGAUAACGGUUCAUCAGGCAAAGGAAACAAUGCUUCAUCAUCAUCAUCAUCAACAUCAUCAGGCAACGCAAAUGACUCUGCUGCUGCUACUGCUGCUAAUGCUGCUGCUGCUUCAGCUGCCGCUGCUUCUGCCGCUGCCGCUGCUGCUGGUUCUUCAGGAUCAUCUACUGGUAAAGGACAAAACAAUGGAUCAGGAGCAUCUAACAACGGUCAAUCAUCAUCAGGAUCAUCAGGAACAGGAUCAUCAGCUGGUUCAUCAUCAUCUGCUGCUGCUUCAUCUGCUGCUGCUGCUGGCUCAGGUUCAUCAGGUUCAGGAAAUGGUUCAGAUAACGGUUCAUCAGGCAAAGGAAACAAUGCUUCAUCAUCAUCAUCAUCAACAUCAUCAGGCAACGCAAAUGACUCUGCUGCUGCUACUGCUGCUAAUGCUGCUGCUGCUUCAGCUGCCGCUGCUUCUGCCGCUGCCGCUGCUGCUGGUUCUUCAGGAUCAUCCACUGGUAAAGGACAAAACAAUGGAUCAGGAGCAUCUAACAACGGUCAAUCAUCAUCAGGAUCAUCAGGAACAUCAGGAACAGGAUCAUCAGCUGGUUCAUCAUCAUCUGCUGCUGCUUCAUCUGCUGCUGCUGCUGGCUCAGGUUCAUCAGGUUCAGGAAAUGGUUCAGAUAACGGUUCAUCAGGCAAAGGAAACAAUGCUUCAUCAUCAUCAUCAUCAACAUCAUCAGGCAACGCAAAUGACUCUGCUGCUGCUACUGCUGCUAAUGCUGCUGCUGCUUCAGCUGCCGCUGCUUCUGCCGCUGCCGCUGCUGCUGGUUCUUCAGGAUCAUCUACUGGUAAAGGACAAAACAAUGGAUCAGGAGCAUCUAACAACGGUCAAUCAUCAUCAGGAUCAUCAGGAACAGGAUCAUCAGCUGGUUCAUCAUCAUCUGCUGCUUCAUCUGCUGCUGCUGCUGGCUCAGGUUCAUCAGGUUCAGGAAAUGGUUCAGAUAACGGUUCAUCAGGCAAAGGAAACAAUGCUUCAUCAUCAUCAUCAUCAACAUCAUCAGGCAACGCAAAUGACUCUGCUGCUGCUACUGCUGCUAAUGCUGCUGCUGCUUCAGCUGCCGCUGCUUCUGCCGCUGCCGCUGCUGCUGGUUCUUCAGGAUCAUCCACUGGUAAAGGACAAAACAAUGGAUCAGGAGCUGGCUCAGGUUCAUCAGGUUCAGGAAAUGGUUCAGAUAACGGUUCAUCAGGCAAAGGAAACAAUGCUUCAUCAUCAUCAUCAUCAACAUCAUCAGGCAACGCAAAUGACUCUGCUGCUGCUACUGCUGCUAAUGCUGCUUCAGCCGCUGCUUCUGCCGCUGCCGCUGCUGCUGGUUCUUCAGGAUCAUCUACUGGUAAAGGACAAAACAAUGGAUCAGGAGCAUCUAACAACGGUCAAUCAUCAUCAGGAUCAUCAGGAACAGGAUCAUCAGCUGGUUCAUCAUCAUCUGCUGCUGCUUCAUCUGCUGCUGCUGCUGGCUCAGGUUCAUCAGGUUCAGGAAAUGGUUCAGAUAACGGUUCAUCAGGCAAAGGAAACAAUGCUUCAUCAUCAUCAUCAUCAACAUCAUCAGGCAACGCAAAUGACUCUGCUGCUGCUACUGCUGCUAAUGCUGCUGCUGGUUCUUCAGGAUCAUCUACUGGUAAAGGACAAAACAAUGGAUCAGGAGCAUCUAACAACGGUCAAUCAUCAUCAGGAUCAUCAGGAACAGGAUCAUCAGCUGGUUCAUCAUCAUCAUCAUCUGCUGCUGCUUCAUCUGCUGCUGCUGCUGGCUCAGGUUCAUCAGGUUCAGGAAAUGGUUCAGAUAACGGUUCAUCAGGCAAAGGAAACAAUGCUUCAUCAUCAUCAUCAUCAACAUCAUCAGUCAACGCAAAUGACUCUGCUGCUGCUACUGCUGCUAAUGCUGCUGCUGCUUCAGCUGCCGCUGCUUCUGCCGCUGCCGCUGCUGCUGGUUCUUCAGGAUCAUCUACUGGUAAAGGACAAAACAAUGGAUCAGGAGCAUCUAACAACGGUCAAUCAUCAUCAGGAUCAUCAGGAACAGGAUCAUCAGCUGGUUCAUCAUCAUCUGCUGCUGCUGCUUCAUCUGCUGCUGCUGGCUCAGGUUCAUCAGGUUCAGGAAAUGGUUCAGAUAACGGUUCAUCAGGCAAAGGAAACAAUGCUUCAUCAUCAUCAUCAACAACAUCAUCAGGCAACGCAAAUGACUCUGCUGCUGCUACUGCUGCUAAUGCUGCUGCUGCUUCAGCUGCCGCUGCUUCUGCCGCUGCCGCUGCUGCUGGUUCUUCAGGAUCAUCCACUACACGAACAGGAUCAUCAGCUGGUUCAUCAUCAUCUGCUGCUGCUUCAUCUGCUGCUGCUGCUGGCUCAGGUUCAUCAGGUUCAGGAAAUGGUUCAGAUAACGGUUCAUCAGGCAAAGGAAACAAUGCUUCAUCAUCAUCAUCAUCAACAUCAUCAGGCAACGCAAAUGACUCUGCUGCUUCAGCUGCCGCUGCCGCUGCUGCUGGUUCUUCAGGAUCAUCUACUGGUAAAGGACAAAACAAUGGAUCAGGAGCAUCUAACAACGGUCAAUCAUCAUCAGGAUCAUCAGGAACAGGAUCAUCAGCUGGUUCAUCAUCAUCUGCUGCUGCUUCAUCUGCU
Messenger RNA from Panonychus citri (citrus red mite), 4219 nucleotides. RefSeq names its product pneumococcal serine-rich repeat protein-like. The record is from RefSeq and is a predicted model, not a curated record. The annotation marks the transcript as partial. The transcript has 4 exons. NCBI's taxonomy places the organism in Eukaryota, Metazoa, Arthropoda, Arachnida, Trombidiformes, Tetranychidae.